UAAAAAGUUGAUUUACUUGAAUUGAAAUAAAAAACGUGGAGAAAGACAGAGAACCUCAUCUUGUUUUUAUUUUAACUCGUGUAUCUAGCCCUUGAAUAAAAUCGGCUUCGUGUACCAACGAAAAGUUUCUGAACUCUGUGUUUUAUCAGUUUCAAUUUCAGUGUAAUCUUGUUCUAGUUUCACCUACUGCAAAAAUGUCUAUGAAUGGACUAAGUUUUAUUCAGAGAUACUGCCAGCUACCAUGUAUAGUGAAAUGCUGCAAGUGGGAUGUUUCUGAAUUUAUUUUGAGUCAAGCGAAUCAGUAUGCUGUCCUUAUUCUUAACAGACCUAUUGUACAAAGUUUGGAAUUCAUGACUCAUUUUUGGAAUAAUGCCAUAGUAAGAAUAACAGUGGAUGGUGGAACAACACAAUGGUACAAAUAUCUCAGCAAUAUGCCGUCAGAUUUACAAAAGUCUAUGAAGAUUCCUGACCUGGUCACUGGAGACUUUGACUCAAUAUUACCUGAUAUCAAGGAGCAUUUUACAAAGAAAGGUUGUAAGAUAGUAUACACUCCAGAUCAAAACUACACAGAUUUUACAAAGGCUCUGAUGGAAUUAAAUUCACAUAUUGCACAAGAAAAUUUAGAGAUAAGUCAUGUUAUCGUCAUCGCUCAAACUUCAGGAAGAAUAGAUCACAUACUAGGUAACAUACAAGCGUUAUUCCUAGUGAGAGAGAAAAAUAUCCUAAGCCCAGAAAUUAAAGUAUAUAUUAUGUCAGACGACUCUAUAUCUUGGCUUCUAUGUCCUGGGAAUCAUAUAAUAAGCAUUCCCGAGAAUGUAAGGCAGCAUAAAAGAGCUUGGUGUUCUUUAGUGCCAGUCGGAGAAGCAUGUCAAAGUGUCACCUCCAGUGGGCUAAAAUGGAAUUUAGAUAAUCAACCGUUAAGAUUCGGGGACCUAGUUAGUACAUCAAAUACAUUUGACGGAUCGGAAGUUGUUAAAAUAAAAUGCAGCCACCCAUUACUGUGGUCUAUGAGAGUUCCUAGUCUUUUAAGUAGUACAAAUUCGUGAGCUUACUCGAUUGAUAAAUGAAUCGUGUCGGUUAGUUGUUAUUUUUAUACAUUUUUGUUUUAAUACAAGUUCUAAUUGGUUUAUACGUAUGUUUUGUAAAUAUUUGUAAGAAUAUUAAUUAGAUAUUAUACCAUGUUUUUAUUACAUUGGAAAUCCAAAUCAUGUUAACUGAGCUGGCCAUGAGUGACUGUUUUCCAUAUUGAAAUAUCUAUAAUACUACAAAUUGCAUUUCAAAAAUCAUUUGUUUAAUUUUUAUAAGUAUCUUAUUUUUGUUUUGAUUUUAUUAUCUAUCUUAUAUAGCAAACAUUUAUAUAUAUUCACGUCUAUCCCUCACGGGGUUGACAGACCCGACAGUUUCGAAAAGGUUGAAAGGUUACGUUCAGAUGUUUGGCUUAAUGAUACCGUAUAUAAUGAGUUGUUUUCUUAUUCCAUGUAUCUUUGUCAUAGUCCAUCUACAGAUCUGUAAACAUGUACUGUGUAAAGUUCAACUUAAUUGACUGGUAUUACUUCGCAUAGCGAAAAUAUAUUUUUUGCUUCGCAAGUUAUUUGGUGAUUUGCUGAAUUUGUUAAACUCUUUCACAUAAUUUUAUCUAACGUAUAAUAUUACUGUUUACUCAUUGUAAUUAGAUACUUAAAGACUUCCAAGGUUAAUUAGUACUUCUAUCUGUGUAAUGUUGCCCAUAUGCUAACAGUAUACGACAUUGUAAGUAAUGCACUUUUAAAAGUAUGCAAUGACAAUUUUGUGGCUGUAAUUUGGGCUGCGUUGCUUUUUCUAGUCUAAAUGUAUAAAAGAUGACACUGAUUGACUAACAUAUCAACGCAUAGCCCAACCUGCUGGAUCAGAGACUUUAAUAAUUUGGCAUGUAGGUUCCGUUUGUGGGUUCAGGGGUGCACGAAGAGAGGAUUUUCCGAAAUAGCCGCGGGAACGGAAAUAAAUAAUAAUAAAGGUGUCUAAAUAGUUGAGCCAACGCAUAUUUUCUUUAUUUUCGAUUCAUCAUGAACUUCCCGGCGUGUGACCUCCUUAGAACAGAGCCACCAAUUACCAGGAUCCAGGAAUGGGUAAGUUUAUUAUACAAAGCGACUCCCGUCCCGUCCGAAGAACAUGACUCUGUGAUAUCGAUUUAUUGCUUUUUUAGCUUUAACUAGCUGUUAGAGGGACGGGAGAAGUAAUUUUUAAGUAGUACUUAUUCAUAUGGAAGCAAAAAUUUUCGCGUGAUACGAGUAUAUACAAACAGGCAGACAGAAGUUGUAAAAAUCACAUUUUCUGUUCAUAAAUAUCGAUUUUUGGCAAUAUCUUUCAAGUACAGACUUCGGUCUUUUACAAUUUUAUUUUACGUACAUAUAUAUGGUACAUAUGUAUGGAUAUGAAUUUCUACUGAUUUUCUUUCACUUGACAUAAAUUUAUAGCUGUAUCAAUACCACUUCACUUAUCUAUCGUUGUAACGGAAUGCGAAUCCCUAUUAUAAGUCCCUGUACUUAUAAAUUAAAUGAUUAACAAUAUGUCAUGUAUUAUAAUACAUAAUUAAUUUCUACAAAGAUAAAGUUAAACAAUUGCAAUAUAAAACAUGAAUUAUUAACGAUUUGUUUACCUAAGGAAAUGUGGUCGAUUUUACAGUUGUACUUUAGAUAUACAACUAUAUGUGUAUUUAUUUAUCUUAAAAAUUUAUGGUGCAAAUAAUCACAUAAUGCAUAGUGACAUUGAAUUGGUUGGCA
Messenger RNA from Amyelois transitella, 2759 nucleotides. RefSeq names its product thiamin pyrophosphokinase 1. The transcript is spliced from 7 exons. Gene Ontology annotation, biological process: thiamine diphosphate biosynthetic process; thiamine metabolic process. Lineage: Eukaryota; Metazoa; Arthropoda; Insecta; Lepidoptera; Pyralidae. Bases 195 to 1046 code for a protein of 283 amino acids. The record is from RefSeq and is a predicted model, not a curated record. Gene Ontology annotation, molecular function: ATP binding; thiamine diphosphokinase activity; thiamine binding.